This is a messenger RNA of Trichoderma asperellum CBS 433.97, 459 nucleotides long. RefSeq names its product 40S ribosomal protein uS19 (gene RPS15). Lineage: Eukaryota; Fungi; Ascomycota; Sordariomycetes; Hypocreales; Hypocreaceae. The record is from RefSeq and is a predicted model, not a curated record. Gene Ontology annotation, biological process: translation; ribosomal small subunit assembly. Gene Ontology annotation, molecular function: RNA binding; structural constituent of ribosome. Gene Ontology annotation, cellular component: cytosolic small ribosomal subunit; ribosome.
AUGGCUGACGAAUACAACGCCGAGGAGGCCGCCGAGCUCAAGAAGAGAAGAGCCUUCCGCAAGUUCUCUUACCGAGGAAUCGACCUUGACAACCUCCUCGACCUCUCCUCUGACCAGCUCCGAGAUGUCGUCCACGCCCGUGCCCGCAGAAGGAUCAACCGCGGUCUGAAGCGCCGCCCCAUGGGCCUCAUCAAGAAGCUCCGAAAGGCCAAGCAGGAGGCUAAGCCCAACGAGAAGCCCGACCUCGUCAAGACUCACCUCCGAGACAUGAUUGUCGUCCCCGAGAUGAUUGGAAGCGUCAUUGGUAUCUACUCCGGCAAGGAGUUCAACCAGGUUGAGAUCAAGCCUGAGAUGGUUGGCCACUACCUGGGUGAAUUCUCUAUCUCAUACAAGCCUGUCAAGCACGGUCGACCUGGUAUCGGUGCCACUCACUCUUCUCGUUUCAUUCCCCUCAAAUAA